AUGAACAGGAAAAACGAUACUGCUGUGGCGGAAUACAUCCUGCUGGGGCUCCAUAAGUACCGUCAUCUAGAAAUGGCCCUAUUUGUGCUUUGUCUGACCAUCUACUGCCUUACUCUGCUGGGCAACUCCCUUCUGGUGGGGCUGAUUGUGCUGGAUUCCCGCCUGCACAACCCCAUGUACUUCUUUCUCAGCAACCUCUCCCUCAUAGACAUCAGUGGCACCUCCUCCUUCAUGCCUCUCAUGCUAAUCAACUUCUUGGCAGCCCAAAAGACUAUCUCCUUCCCCAGCCGCGCCCUGCAGAUGUACUUGACCUUGGCACUGGGUGCUACAGAGUGUCUUCUCCUGGCUGCUAUAGCAUAUGACCGUUUUGUGGCUAUCUGCCAGCCACUCAGGUACCUCCAGCUCAUGAGUGGGAGGAUGUGUAUGCGGAUGGCAGCACUGAGCUGGGGGACAGGUUUUGCCAACUCUCUGCUGCAGUCCAUCCUUGUGUGGCGCCUCCCCUUUUGUGGCCAUAAUGUCAUCAACCACUUCUUCUGUGAGAUCUUGGCAGUGCUGAAACUGGCCUGUGGGGACAUCCCCCUCAAUGCCCUGACAAUAAUGGUGGCCACAGCUGUCCUGACACUGACUCCACUCCUGCUCAUCUGCCUCUCCUACAUUUUCAUCUUGGCUGCCAUCCUCAGCGUACCGUCUGCUGCAGGCCACCACAAAGCCUUCUCCACCUGCUCUGCUCACCUCACAGUGGUGGUAGUUUUCUAUGGGACCAUCUCCUUCAUGAACCUCAAACCCAAGGCCAAAGACCCGGAUGUGGAUAAGCUCAUCACAUUGUUCUAUGGGUUGUGA
Molecule: messenger RNA, 840 nt
Organism: Dipodomys spectabilis (banner-tailed kangaroo rat)
Lineage: Eukaryota; Metazoa; Chordata; Mammalia; Rodentia; Heteromyidae
Product: olfactory receptor 13C7-like
Exons: 1
Coding region: 1-840 (279 amino acids)
Biological process (GO): G protein-coupled receptor signaling pathway
Cellular component (GO): membrane
Molecular function (GO): G protein-coupled receptor activity; olfactory receptor activity
Source: RefSeq, a predicted model, not a curated record